AUGCCUCGUUGGCCAUCAGGCGACCGCUCAUCCUCUACCCAAGCGCUCGAGACCGAGGCUUUAGCGCCUCCUCAGCCGCAGACUCCCGAUGUCUCCUCGCUUCAGGCCACCAAGGAUGAGCCUGAGUCUGAGCCAAUGAUGGCUUCGGGUACUACGAGGGCACCUCGACGACGUCGGAUGCUCUGGAUUGGGCUCGGUUCAUUGCUCGCUAUCAUUAUCAUAGUGGUGGCAGUUGUCGUACCGGUCGAGCUCUUGGUCGUACACAAGAACGGCAGUAGUGGUGGUAGUUCCGGCUCCUCGAGCGGAAGUACAGGCGGGUCUGGUGCUCAUGGAGCUACGACAGGGGGAAAUGGUACCACCGUCACCCUGUCGAACGGCACGACCUUCACGUACAUCAACGAGUUCGGUGGUUUCUGGAUCGACGACCCCAAGGAUCCCUUCAACAACAACGCGCAACCCAACAGCUGGACGCCACCGCUCAACACCAGCUGGGACUUCGCAAACGACCGCAUCUACGGCGUGAACCUCGGAGGUCUAUUUGUGUUGGAGCCAUUCAUUACUCCGGGCCUGUUCCAACGGUACCCCAACUCGACGGACGAAUUUAGCCUCAGCCAGGACAUGCGCCUUGACACCGCAAACGGUGGGAUCUCUCAGCUGGAAGAUCAUUAUAAGACCUUCAUCACGGAGUCGGACCUUGCCGAAAUCGCAGGCGCAGGACUCAACUGGAUACGUGUACCGAUUGGCUUUUGGGCCAUUGAGACGUACGAGGGCGAGUCCUUCCUCGAGGGUACUUCUUGGCAGUACUUCUUGCAGAUACUCAAAUGGGCUCGCAAGUACGGUCUACGAGUCUUGCUUGACUUCCACGCUCUACCCGGCUCCCAAAACGGUCUCAACCACUCCGGAAGGUUGUCGCCAGUCAACUUCAUGAAUGGGAACAUGGGUCUUGCCAACGCUCAACGCGCCUUGUACUACAUUCGCGUCUUCACCGAGUUCAUCUCUCAACCUGAGUACCGUGACCUCAUCCCCAUCUUCGGCAUUGUCAAUGAGGCCCUCGUCGGUACCAUCGGCUUUGAGCAAAUCACCUCUUUCUACCUCGAGGCUCACGAUAUGAUCCGCAACAUCACAGGCUUCGGCGAAGGGAAUGGACCGUACAUCGCGAUUCACGAUGGCUUUCAAGGGCUCCAGAUUUGGGAGGGCUUCUUGGCAGGUUCCGACCGCAUCAUACUUGACCAGCACCCAUACCUCGGGUUCGGUGCAGUCCAAACGGAUCCGAUCAAUGUUCCCGCUCCGAACGGGCUUGCAGGCGGCAUCUGGCCGAAGGACGCGUGCGAUAGCUGGGGCCCGCAAACGAACACCAGUCGCAUGAACUUCGGUGUAACUAUCACGGGCGAAUUCUCCGACACGUUCAACGACUGCGGGACGUAUGUACGAGGUGUUGGUGCCAAUUCGACGAACCCUCAGUGCUCCGAGUAUAAUGACUACAAGAACUACAAUGACACGAUGAAGCAAGGACUCACGAACUUCCUCACUGCCGAGUACUCGUCUUUCACCGACUGGUUCUUCUGGACGUGGAAGAUCGGCGAGGCAUCGAGCGGAGAGAUAGAGGCUCCGUUGUGGAGCUACCAACUCGGUCUUCGCGAGGGUUGGAUCCCAAAAGACCCUCGUGGUUUUGAGGGGGUUUGCGCUUCGCUCGGUACUGCUUCCAACCCUUGGAACGGAACAUAUCAGCCAUGGCAAACAGGUGCCACAACGUCAACCAUCGCGGCAUCAUCCAGCAGCUCCUUCGCAUUCCCACCCAGUCUGAGCAACAUCGGUGUACCUAUGACAUUACUCCCCACCUAUACAGCCACAGCUACCAUCGCGACGCUUCCUGUAGCGACUUUCACAGGUGCUCCUGCUUCCAUCACCAGUGCUGUCGAUGGCUGGUUCGACACCAAGGACACUGCGGGUGGCAUAACGCCUGUCGCGGGAUGCACUUACCCCGAUGAGUACAAUGGGAUCUUCAGUGUCACUCCGACAGCGCCUUGCACAGGCCCCAUCAAUGGUGCUACUGUUACUCCCGCACCUGCAACAAGUUGA
Peniophora sp. CBMAI 1063 is the source of this 2079-nucleotide messenger RNA. Lineage: Eukaryota; Fungi; Basidiomycota; Agaricomycetes; Russulales; Peniophoraceae. The record is from the annotation of a GenBank genome assembly.